Molecule: messenger RNA, 2214 nt
Organism: Linnemannia hyalina
Lineage: Eukaryota; Fungi; Mortierellomycota; Mortierellomycetes; Mortierellales; Mortierellaceae
Source: the annotation of a GenBank genome assembly
AUGCCAAACAUAUCAAACGCCACCACCGUCCAGGAACACCUCCGGGAUCUUCACACCCUCGUCGAAGACUCGCUCAAGCAAUGGAACCUCUCCACCAACACAACUGCUGCAACCGCUCUUGUCGGACAAGCCCAUCCCAAUCGUCUCUCCCAUGAAUUGCAUCCACUGGGACCUGUGCAGGUGGGCAUGCUUCAAAAGGAUUUCAAGGAAAAGAUCGCCGCGAUCCGUGCCAUCUGCCUAUCGUUUGCUCAGGGACCGUUGCACCAGUCUAUUAGUGUCGGCGAUGCUUCAAGUACUUCUGCCUUCAGGAAGUAUUCGACUCUCUUGAAGGAAGAGACACAGUUGGAAGAGGCUUUAUCAUCAGUGAAGGCGAGCAUGACACAGUGUCAGAAUACCUUACGGGCGGCUUCUCAGGAUGGCGGUAUCAAGAAGGAUCAUUUGCUCGGCAGUAUCAAGGAAAUGGCUACUGGACUUGGACUGGAGUGCUAUCUGGAUACAGGAUCCCGGCCAUAUAGUGCUCUUCCAGUGUCUAUUCUGACCAUCGGCGGAAUCGUCAUUGUUGUCGAUAUCGAAGUGGAGAGCACAGGAGCCAUAUUGAAGGUCAAGGUCUCUUUCUUCCCAGAGAUUCAUCAGGACGAGAGGGUCGAUCGACUGUUGGCCAGCAACCUUCGAUGCAAGUGUGGAAAGUUACUGCAGACAGAGGACAGGUCCGCCACAGCAAACCUGUUGCAUCUUCCCGACUGCAGUCGCAAUUUUGACGCUUUCUCAAAGAACCUCAAGGCCCUUGCUGUCCUGGACAACUUUCAAAAGAAGUAUCCUGUCGACUUUUUCCACAACAUGCGUGCCAUGGAUCUGGACCUCAAGGAACUUUUCAGGCGGGAAAUGCUGCUGACGAAUAAUGAUAUCGAGAGGGUAUUCAAGCAUGGACACGGUAUUCCAAUGACACACGCGGUGCUUCCAGGACCAUCAGUCGCAUACUGGGCCCCCAAGUCAGAACUAUUGGACGUAUCAUGGAGUGCAUUAGCAACGGCGAUUGAGCAAGGAGCCAACGAGAAGGUCAAGAUCCCUUUCCACAGGAUCAGCAUUACAAUGGAGGAGUCGACCGCGUCAGCCUCAGGAUAUCUGCCUGCAGAUAGGGCAGGAUUUUUGCUAUCAGAGGAAGAGACACAGACGUUAAGCGGUCUUUCCUAUGGCAGUAUCAUGAACGACCAAGGCAGUGUGGGCGCAUCAACGAUUCUUCAACAGCCUUUGAGGUGGGUUGUACCAACCUCGGACUCGACAAUUGAGGCGACCUAUGUGGCGGUUCUUCACCCACCUGUCGUCGUUUCGGAGGAUUUGGCCAAGCAACUGGCGGCUCUUUCGAAUCAGGCUGGAUUCAACACUAUGGGCCUGAACCGGGAUCAAGGCUAUCUCUCACUCCAGGAACUGCUGGUGAACCGAGCAAUUGAACAAACGCAGUGGGAGAUUGUUUUGGAUCAAGGACCCAAUGCGGUCCGCCAGCUGUUUUCGUUUGACAGGACAAAAUGCGAAGCGCGUUUGUUGCAUAGGAUCCCAUUCACCCAUAUCUCUCAAGUCUACAUGUGCACAAAGCUCCUCCGUCAGCAAAUGGUAUUCAACGCGCUGUUCCAGAGCUGUUUCAAGGAGACAUCAUCACCAGAGGAGAUCAAGAAGCGACUUAAUGCAGCACACACAGGAAACGGUGAAGACAACGACGACAGCAACGACAAUGUGGAUACGACAUCCGAGGUGGCGAUUAUCAUUCAGACACCACAACCUCCAAACAUAAUCCUGGCCACGUUCAUCAACCCGUUCACGGAAACGUCAAUGAGGAUCGAGAUUGUGAUUGACCCAGUGACAGCGUCUCCUACUGUGCGACUCGAUACAGGAAUGGGUCACGCCUCGCCAAUGAUGGGAUUCCAAACCGGCGGAGAGUUCCAGUAUAUGCAGCAGCAACAGCAACAGCAGGACCAGUACAUGCAACACAACCUACAGCAACAGCAGCAGGAUGUAUUUGUGGUAGAUAGCAUCAAGUUGACACAGGUGCUGUUGUUGUGUGACAGUAUCCCGAUCUUGGUCCGGUGGAUCUUGAAGCGGUCGUUUGUGUGGAUGAAGGAGCGGCAUCAGUUGCUGGGUAGAAGUGGCUCUGUGCAGAGUGGACGGCGGCCUUCGUCUCAUACUGAGGAUGGUGGGAUCUUAAAGCGUCCUCGCGUGUAA